AAGUAGCACUUUAGGUAGCUAGGGCCAAGUAAGCAAAUAAGGCCGGGGGGCGGGUGCUUCUUCAAAUUAUUAAACCGAACCAAUUCUCUUCCUUCUUUCUUGCGUAUUCCACCCCACAGCAUUUGUUCUUCAUCGAAUCUCCCACUAUUCCAUAGAGAGAGAAGGGACGUCGUUGGCCGGCGGCGAAUGUUCCAUCACAAGAAACCCUCAUCAAACAGCUGCACUACUAUGAAUGCCCACGGCGGCGGCCAUCACGAAAACAGGCCGCCGAUGUGCGUCCAAGGUGACUCCGGCCUUGUCCUCACCACCGAUCCCAAACCCCGUCUCCGGUGGACCGUCGAGCUUCACGAGCGCUUCGUCGACGCUGUCACUCAACUCGGCGGCCCUGAUAAAGCCACACCUAAGACAAUCAUGAGAGUCAUGGGCGUCAAGGGCCUCACCCUCUACCACCUCAAGAGCCACCUCCAGAAAUUUAGACUGGGAAAGCAGCCUCACAAGGAAUUCAAUGAUCAUCACUCUGUCAAAGAUGUUGAAAGAGCUUCCACUUUAGAACUUCAACGAAAUUCUGCAGCAUCCUCCUCGGGAAUGAUUGGCCGUAAUAUGAACGAGAUGCAGAUGGAAGUGCAGAGAAGACUGCAUGAACAACUAGAGGUACAGAGGCAUUUGCAGUUGAGGAUUGAGGCUCAAGGGAAGUACAUGCAAACAAUACUGGAGAAAGCAUGCCAAACUCUUUCUGGCGGGGACAAUUUGGGGCCCGUAGCGGCACCAUCCGGGCCCUACAAGCUCGGCAUCGCGAGCCAUCCUCCUCCUCCACCGCAGCACCGUCAUCACCAACAGCAUGAUCAUCAUCAACAUUCAGGCGGCAUGAGAGAUUUUGCAGGGUUUUCGGCAUUCCAAGAUCUCAAUAUCUACGGUGGCGGACACGAAGACGGCCAUCUCGAUCUUCACCAGCAAAGCAAUAUUGAUGGAUCAUCUUCUUCACUCGAUGGGUUUUUGUGCAACAACGAUGACAACAAUUUGUGCUCGGCAACGGCGCGUGGAGGAAAGAAGAGGCCGAGCGCGUGCCACAACGGGAAGAGUCCGCUGAUGUGGUCAGACGAGUUGAUGGGGACAUCAUGUGGGUCAGCGAUGGCCGCCGCCCAGCUCUCUUUGGACAGAGGCGGACACGGCAACGACAUUAUCAAUGACUCGAUUGUGGUGUCGGAGUAUUACGAGGCGAAGCCGUCUUUGAACAUUGCAGUUUCAAGAGGCGGAGAAGACCACGGGAUGGUAAACGUGAGAGAACUGGAGAAUAAAUUCGACCCAGCAGGCCAAGGGAGGCGCUCCCCUAGGGGAGGAGGACCGCCAUUUCCCGCCGGCAUUGUAAUGAACAUGAACAUGCAAGCCGCGGCAACGGCACAAGGAAGGACCACUACAUAUGGAUAGCAACAUACAAUAAUAAUAAAAGUAUCAGAAACAAAUUGAGUGCCGUAGUAAUAUGUAAACGCGCAUAAAAUGCAUGCAGAUUGGUCUCAGAUCCAUCUUCAUAUCCAUAUAUACUAGCAGCUUAGCUAUAGUCAAUUAUAUUAAUUACCCAUUAUGUACUUGCUAGCUAGCUUUUACAGUUUUACUCCAUCAAUCCAUCUGCUCAUAUAUAUAGCCUCAUAUAUGGAUGUGUUUAAGUAUUCAAAUCUCAAAUUUUGGUUGCAAAAAUUCCAAUGAAGA
Molecule: messenger RNA, 1704 nt
Organism: Cuscuta europaea
Lineage: Eukaryota; Viridiplantae; Streptophyta; Magnoliopsida; Solanales; Convolvulaceae
Source: the annotation of a GenBank genome assembly